GGCGUGAGCCACCGCGCCCGGCCGGGACCCGUAGCGUCGUGUCUUCCUUCGACCUUCCGCGAGCCGCAGCCCGAAACGCGCCAAGCGCCUUGCCCAGGGUCUAGCACACAGUAGGCCUGGCGCAUGGUGGGUGGCACGAGGUCCGGCGUCCGCAGGGACUUGACUCUGCCUGAAAGAUGGUGUGGGAGAUGGCAGGAGAAAUCGGCCAGCUCCAGGACGGCGAUCAAGUGGUCGAUUACUUACUGCCUCCGUGAGGAAGCAGCAGAAUUCUGCGCUCCGUGUGUCAUCCAGGAGGAAUCAGGAUUUGGAUUUCCUGGAAUCAGCUGCUGUACAGAUCAGAUACGCUGAAGAAUGAAACUUCCGACAAGUUCUCUAAGAGUGAAAGAGGAAUUAUCCACUCCUCUCCCUCCCCCUCUCCAAACACUGGCUCUUGGAGGAAAUAAUGUCGGUCAUCUUUCUGAAGUAGACUCUCCAUGGCCUGAACAUUUUCCGAAAACAAUUUUGAGGAAAAUAUCUGUUUAAUAACAAGAUAACCACAUCAAGAUGGUUGGAAAGCUGAAGCAGAACUUACUAUUGGCAUGUCUAGUGAUUAGUUCUGUGACCGUGUUUUACUUGGGCCAGCAUGCAAUGGAAUGCCAUCACCGGAUAGAGGAACGCAGCCAGCCAGUCAAAUCAGAGAGCACAAGGGCCACUGUGAGAACUGGCCUGGACCUCAAAGCCAACAAAACCUUUGCCUAUCACAAAGAUAUGCCUUUAAUAUUUAUUGGAGGUGUGCCUCGGAGUGGAACCACACUCAUGAGGGCCAUGCUGGAUGCGCAUCCUGACAUUCGCUGUGGAGAGGAAACCAGGGUCAUUCCCCGAAUCCUGGCCCUGAAGCAGAUGUGGUCACGGUCAAGUAAAGAGAAGAUCCGGCUGGAUGAGGCUGGUGUUACUGAUGAAGUGCUGGAUUCUGCCAUGCAAGCCUUCUUACUAGAAAUCAUCGUUAAGCAUGGGGAGCCAGCCCCUUAUUUAUGUAAUAAAGAUCCUUUUGCCCUGAAAUCCUUAACUUACCUUGCUAGGUUAUUCCCCAAUGCCAAAUUUCUCCUGAUGGUCCGAGAUGGCCGGGCAUCAGUACAUUCGAUGAUUUCUCGAAAAGUUACCAUAGCUGGAUUUGACCUGAACAGCUACAGGGACUGCUUGACCAAGUGGAAUCGUGCCAUAGAGACCAUGUAUAACCAGUGUAUGGAGGUUGGUUAUAAAAAGUGCAUGUUGGUUCACUACGAACAGCUUGUCUUACAUCCUGAACGGUGGAUGAGAACACUCUUAAAGUUCCUCCAUAUUCCCUGGAACCACUCAGUACUGCACCAUGAAGAGAUGAUUGGGAAAGCUGGGGGAGUGUCUCUGUCAAAAGUGGAGAGAUCUACAGACCAAGUCAUCAAGCCAGUCAAUGUAGGAGCUCUAUCAAAAUGGGUUGGGAAGAUACCGCCAGAUGUUUUGCAAGACAUGGCAGUGAUUGCUCCUAUGCUUGCUAAACUUGGAUAUGACCCAUAUGCCAACCCACCGAACUACGGAAAACCUGAUCCCAAAAUUGUUGAAAACACUCGAAGGGUCUAUAAGGGAGAAUUCCAGCUACCUGACUUUCUUAAAGAAAAACCACAGACUGAGCAAGUGGAGUAGCAGAACCAGGAGCCUCUUCCGUACAUGAGGAAAGAAGGCUGCCUUUUCAGCAAAGGGGAAUUUCUAGGACUGGCUGCCCGCUCCGAGUGUCUGCACCUUGGCUGUGUCUCCUCUUUCUUUGCCAGUUUCCUCCCACUGAGAGGAUGGAGGUGUCCACUCACCUUUGGGCCUCGUGAGGGCUACGCCUCCUGCGUAAAGAGCUCUUGAUCCUGAUUCCAUGCACAACCCUGCGAUCAGGAGCCCAGAAGGGACGUGUGUUUCCUGUUACAACUGCUCUUGUCCUCUUUUCUUACCAGAUUAUGAAGUUUGUUUUCAAGGGGAGGGUUUAAAAAUGGGAUCCUGUAUGCAGACUUGCACAGUUUCCUUUUGAAAUAGGUUGUCUGUACAUGUUCUAAUGUUUUAUAGAACACGUGUGCCUAUUUAGAUGUAUCGAUGUGGGUAAUAAUAAAUAAUUAUUUAAAUGAUUCUUUUUAUUUCUGAGAAGUUGGGAAAUUACCAUUAUACAUUUACAACUUAAUGACUUUUGUAUUUUAUUUUUCAAAAUAAAAGCUUUCAAUGUGAGGCA
Saimiri boliviensis boliviensis (Bolivian squirrel monkey) is the source of this 2221-nucleotide messenger RNA. It is a transcript of the gene TPST1, whose product is annotated as tyrosylprotein sulfotransferase 1. Gene Ontology annotation, molecular function: protein-tyrosine sulfotransferase activity. Gene Ontology annotation, cellular component: Golgi apparatus. The record is from RefSeq and is a predicted model, not a curated record. NCBI's taxonomy places the organism in Eukaryota, Metazoa, Chordata, Mammalia, Primates, Cebidae. Gene Ontology annotation, biological process: peptidyl-tyrosine sulfation.